This is a messenger RNA of Fusarium pseudograminearum CS3096, 459 nucleotides long. RefSeq lists its product as uncharacterized. The coding region runs from base 1 to 459 and encodes 152 amino acids. NCBI's taxonomy places the organism in Eukaryota, Fungi, Ascomycota, Sordariomycetes, Hypocreales, Nectriaceae. The record is from RefSeq and is a predicted model, not a curated record. The transcript is spliced from 2 exons.
AUGGCAGGUUCAAAGCGGCCGGCGCCAGUACCGCAGAAUGUUCUACGAUGGAACAAUUCGAAGUGGCGGAGCGGACCGUCACAGCACCAACCGACUGGUGCUAUGGGAGUUCCUACACUACUACAGUACAUACACUCGUGUCGGAGGAUACCUACAAGUCUAGAGCUUCAAAUGGAAAAACACUGGAUCCUUUUUCUUCUGCUUUUUACAGACUUUUCUGCUCUUCGGCACUACCGGCAGCUGCAUGGUCCUGACGUGGGGACCUCGAUAGGUAAGAUUACAUCUGAAGAUAUUGUGGGCUCAAUAUUCAUCGUGACGCUACGUCGAAGUAGUUGCAAAGAGAAGCUCCGUCAUAUCCACAACACGGGUAUGGCAGUCGAAGACUGGGCUUAUCAACUUUCGCUGAAUAUGGUUUCUUUGAUACGCGGGAAUGCAUUCUUUGUUUCCCGUCAACCUUGA